UACUCAGCCAAUUGGCAGGGCCGUCGGCACCUCGGCCGGCGUCAAUCCCCUCGACGCUCAACGUUCAACUAUCCAUGGCUCCCGUCUCGCCUUGACCUCGGCCGCCAUGAGCUCGUCGCAGCUAAAGGACGUCAAGGACGAUAUCGACGUCCGCGAGGAUCUGGUGCUCGCCCUCCCCGAGGCAGCUCAUGGCGCAAGCGGCUCCGAUGUACCUGCACCCACUUCUUCGGACGAGCAGCGGGCGGAUGCAUCCAACAACAAUGGCGACUCGGUGGAGCUCACCGACCAGACCAACUUCUUGCCCACAAGACAGGUCAUUAUGGUGUUCCUCGGGCUGUCCAUCGCUCUCAUGUGUUCGUUCUUGGACCAAACAAUCGUCGCCACGGCUCUAGCAAGCAUAGAGGAAGAUCUGAAUGGCGGGACUAUCGGCGCAUGGGUAGCAACAUCUUAUUUGCUCACAAGGCUUUGUAGUUUGGCUUCGACACCACUCUAUGGCCGGUGGUCAGACGUCUUCGGUAGGAAGGUAGUGAUGCUUUUUGCGCUCGCUGUCUUUCUAGUGUUCUCGCUGGCAUGCGCUCUCGCACGAACGAUGCUCCAGUUGAUCGUGUUCAGAGCGUUCCAGGGAAUUGGUGGUGGAGCCAUUAUCACUAUGACAUUGAUCAUUGUGUCAGACAUUGUGUCACUAAAGGAGCGAGGGAAAUUUAUGGGCAUCAAUGAGGCCAUCAUCGCACUCUCCAACGGAGUCGGGCCCAUUCUCGGCGGUGUCAUUUCUGAGUGUACGCGCUGGGUUUUCUACCUGAACUUGCCGCUCGCAUCCCUCGCGAUCGUCACCUGUGUCUGGCUACUGCCCCAGAAGAAGGUCCAUGGCGAUAUGCGCAAGAAAUUGCUACAGAUUGACUACGUCGGCUCUUUGUUGACCGUAGUCUCGUCCAUUCUCUUGCUUCAUGUUCACGCGUCCGUGAUCAGGGGAGGUGUCUCAUACGGCUGGGUUUCGGCUCCCGUUCUCGUACCACUCAUACUCGGAGUGGUCGUCUACGCCCUCUUCGUGUUCUGGGAGGCAAAGAUGGCCAAGUUCCCAAUUGUACCAGUUUUCAUCUUCCGAUACAAGACAGUUGUCGGGGUGUUCAUCGUCACGCUGAUGAAGUACCUCCUCUACUAUGUCCCGCAGUACCUGCAACUUGUCCGAGGCAUGUCGCCGACCAAAUCGAGUCUCCUCUUGCUCCCAUUUCUCGCCCCAAUCGCGUUCUGUGUCUUUACAUGCGGACAAAUCACAGCUCGCACGGGGCACUAUCGGUAUCUCGUCAUUGCUGGGUAUAGUCUUUGGACUGUUGCGCAGGGCCUGCAGUGUACCAUCCGUCAGAACUCGUCCGAAGGCAAGAUCAUCGGAUCGUUGCUCAUGGCCGGUAUCGCUGCAGGCAUGACUUUCCAGACAACUCUCCUCGCUGCCCAGGCUGCCGUCAGUCGUCAGCAAAUGGCCGUUGUCACAGCCGUGCGGAACUACCUCCGAUUGUUCGGCUCGUGUAUCGCGCUCGGAGUGUGCUCGUCGCUGAUCAACAACUCCCUCCGAGAAGCGGCACAGAGCGUCGGCUUGUCAUCUCAGCAGAUCGCCAUACUCCUGAAUGACCCGACAAGCGUCAAGAACGAUAACGCUGGCAUAAGCGAUGCGGCGCUGAAGGUAAUCAUUAAGGGCUAUUCAGACGGCUUCCGAGGGGUGUUCUACUUGACGGUGGCCGCGACGGGUGUCGGUUGGCUAGCGUCAGUGUUCUUAAUUCAACAACACGAGCUCUCGCGAGCGGACGACAAGGAGUUGAAAGAGGCUGCCAAAGAAGCACAACGGAUAAAAAAGUUGGAGAAGGGCCAAUAUUUGCAAACGGAAUGGAUUCUCAUGCAGUGUAGUGCUGGCACACUCGGAUCAUGGUCGCGUCUACGUGUCCGUGAAAUCCAGAAAGUCCGAUCCACGGGGAGAGCCGUUGCGUGCAACGCGUUGCGCGCAACGCGCAACGUCACGCAAGUCACGGUGUGGCUUGCCUCGUCGGGCGGGACAAGGGGUUACGGGACAGUUGGUGUAUACAUAUUGGCAAAAAUAACACCAGACCACUUCGCACUUCGCUCCAGCUAG
Fomitopsis serialis is the source of this 2119-nucleotide messenger RNA. Its product is annotated as major facilitator superfamily domain-containing protein. The record is from RefSeq and is a predicted model, not a curated record. The transcript is spliced from 15 exons. Bases 107 to 2119 code for a protein of 670 amino acids. NCBI's taxonomy places the organism in Eukaryota, Fungi, Basidiomycota, Agaricomycetes, Polyporales, Fomitopsidaceae. Gene Ontology annotation, biological process: transmembrane transport. Gene Ontology annotation, molecular function: transmembrane transporter activity.